CACAUAUCGACACCCUUGCAAAAGGAAGUCCUCUAAAAUAAGUAGCAGAAUCCAAGACAGUUAAUGAAAACAAUGGCAACAAUCUGGAUCAUCUCCGCUUUUCUACUUCAUGGCAUUGCCAUUACUGAGGCUGCAAUGACUGUUGGUGCUGGCGGUGGUGCUGGAGUUGGAUUCGGAAUAGGCGGCGGCGGUGGCGGUGUUUGGGUUGGUGGCGGGAUCAACAGCCCAGGUCCUCCAACAGGAUCUUCAGGGCUGCAGAGUGCUUACACAGCACUCCAAGCAUGGAAAUCUGCCAUUUCUGAGGACCCAUUGGGGAUUAUUACGAGCUCUUGGGUUGGCCCAAAUGUAUGUUCAUACAAAGGGGUUUUCUGCUCAGAUUCUCAAGAAGACUCCAUGGGCAGCUACCCAAAGCAAGUUGUUGCAGGUAUAGAUCUCAACCAUGCCAACCUCAAGGGAUUUCUUGUAAAAGAGCUGUCUUUGCUCACAGACCUCUCCCUCCUCCACCUCAACACCAACAGAUUCUCAGGCACAAUCCCAGAAACCUUCAGAAAUCUUGCCUCGUUGACCGAGCUUGACCUGAGCAACAACCAGUUCUCAGGCCCAUUUCCCUCCAGUGUCCUCCUCAUCCCAAACCUCAUCUACUUAGACCUCAGAUUCAAUUCUUUCUCCGGACCCAUUCCCGAGGACGUGUUCAACAAGAAGCUGGAUGCACUCUUUCUCAACAACAACCAGUUCAGUGGAGAAAUUCCUCAAAAUCUGGGGAACUCUCCGGCUUCUGUCAUCAAUUUGGCCAAUAACAGGGUUUCUGGCAGCAUACCCUUCAGUCUAGGGUACAUGGGGGUGAAGGAGAUUCUGUUCCUGAACAACCAGCUGACAGGCUGCAUCCCUGAAGGGGUUGGGCUGUGGACAGAUCUGGAAGUUCUUGAUGUGAGCUCAAACGGGCUGACGGGCCAUUUGCCAGACACCAUCUCAUGCCUGAGCGGGAUUGAGGUUCUCAAUUUGGCAAACAACAGAUUCUCUGGGGAGUUGACAGACAUAGUUUGCUCACUGAAGAGACUGAUGAAUUUGACCAUAUCGUACAAUUUCUUCUCUGGGCUGAGUCAAGAUUGUGAGAGGCUUCCUGUAAGGAAUGUGGGGUUCGACUUCUCCCUGAAUUGCAUUCCGGGAAGGCAAAUGCAGAGGCCGCCGCCGGAGUGUUCGGGAGCGCAGGGAAGCAGCCUGAGCUGCAUCCGAAUCCCUUCACCCAGACCGGUUGUUUGUGGGUGAGGAAGGAAGCGUCAUUGAUUUGGGUGGGUGGCGCGUUGAUGAUGAUGGGCCCCAUGGGGUUGUUUUUCUUCUGGUCAAGAACAGGUCGGAUUGGUUGUCUCAUUAAUUGGAAGAAUUUAUCACUCCAUGAAAUGGUUUGUACAAAAUAAUGAAUAUUAUCGUAUAUAGUUAUGUGUACAACGACUACUCCAUAUUUUUAUGUGAGAAGUUUUAUGACUAGAUUUAUUGACAUUGGUAUAAUUUUCUUAUAAAGUCAUUAGUGGUAGUGUUGCCAUCAUCACCAUUAAUUUUUUCCAGAACUCACUAAAAAUGAAUAGUGAUGAUGGUCUCACAAUAUCUUUUAUAAAUCUACAUUCUACAACAGAGUUGUAUAGAUUUCGUUAAAUUUUUUGGUAGUUUUUAUGGAUGUCAAGUAUAUUGAGACAACAUUAACCAUU
Cuscuta epithymum is the source of this 1703-nucleotide messenger RNA. The record is from the annotation of a GenBank genome assembly. NCBI's taxonomy places the organism in Eukaryota, Viridiplantae, Streptophyta, Magnoliopsida, Solanales, Convolvulaceae.